AUGGGCCUGCGCAAACAGCCCCCACCGCGUCUAGAGAACAUUAGCAAGUCAAAUUCUCGAUCGGAUGCACGCUCGCCCAAAUCACCUAACUCUGCAUCCUCUCACCGCCUGACUCGUUUGAACCGAUUUCCUUCUGAGGACUCUAUCUACUCCCCCGACCUCAACACUUCACCUGCGUUUGCCCUGAUGCCACUUGAAGAGGCACAGCGGUCGCCGGUGGGGUCUUCCUCCAGCCAACCACCGAACUCAUGGCCAGACAAUAACGGAAGGCGGGAUGAUGGCCGCUCCGGUCAGUAUCAUCAGUAUGAGGGAGCAUGCAAGGAACAUGCAAAUACCAACGGGCACUGGAUUCAACCUACGUUGAUGGUAGGUCAACAAACAGGAGCGGCCGAGAAUGUCUGUCGGCCAACGACCGAUGCCGGUCAGGCUUCAACUGGAGAGUUACCUGUACAACUACAGUCGAAUAACCCAUUCUUGAAGCCUAGGUCGGCAGAGCAUACUCAAGAUCUUUUGGAUCGCAAUGAAUGGGGACGUAAUUCACAUGCGACUUCAAACAGUGACGCAUUGAGCCAAUCCGAAGGGUAUAUUCCAAUGACUGCACGGCUCUCUCUUUUAGAUGAGCCUCAACAAGAGGCACCAUGGGCCGACGCUCCUCGUUCUCAUUCCCAGCAACGCCCUGUGUUAGACGGCCAUCACUUCGAUGAUAACUCACCCUGGGGGUCUCAACAGUCCAUCAAGGUCUCAGCCCCCCAAGAGAUCUACUUACAAGAAGUGCAGUCCAAUCCAUAUGUCCCGGCUGUUGCUGUGCAGCCGUCUGAACUAUCUGAUGAGGAAUACAAUGCCCAUGCACAAUAUAAACCUUCAUCCAAUGCAGGAAGGCUCGGAUCGGAUGCUGGAAUCAAUACUCCAUCUGUUGCUCUCUCUAGUCGAACCUCUGCCACAUCUCAUGAACUAAUUGAUUUGGGUCUGCUGGGUGCCACUAGCAAUUCGGGGGUUGAGACCGGGUCUCAUGCUGCGUCUUCAGUGUACUCAGAACCAUUGGCGAACGGAGCAAAAUCAUUACCAGAAAAACAAGAUCUCGCAGUUUCCGUGGUGCAGCAGCCACAACAACCCCAAGUAGUCCCCAUAUUGUCUGCUGCAGAAGCUGCACGGCAAAAGGAGCAAAGAUCAGAAACCUAUACCAUUCGACACGUCCGAUGGACCGAUCAAAGUGGUCAACUGCUCGAGUCCCCGAUUUUGGUCCAAAAUCAAAACGGACCCUGUCCACUGCUGGCUCUAAUAAACGCAUUGGUGCUGCGAGCGAACCCCAACGCUCACCCGCCAAUCGUUAGAGCUCUGUCAACCCGCGAGCAAAUUUCUCUGGGUCUGCUAAUCGAGGCGAUGUUUGAAGAGCUAACAACAUGCCUGGGCCCUGAUGAGGAGUUUCCAGACAUCGAAGCACUCACUCAAUUUUUGACAAUGCUGCAUACGGGCAUGAAUGUUAACCCACGUUUGACAAUGGAUUCUACUGAAGGAUUUGGUACUUUCCUGGAAACCGGUGAUCUUCGACUGUACAGCACCUUUGGCAUACCAUUGAUUCAUGGCUGGCUAGCCUCUUGGUCUAGUCCUACUCAUGCCGCAAUGUCCCGCACUGCUCAGUAUUACGAGGAUAUUCAAAUGCUGCCCUUUCGCAGACAAGAGUUUGAGGAACGGGUGGCGCGAGGCGAGGCACUUAAACCCGAGGAAGAAAAUGCCAUGGCAGAUAUCCAAACCAUUCAACGAUUUGUGGAAAUUGAGAAUGCGACACAAUUAAGCCCAUUUGGCUUGACACAGCUUUCGACUAAGCUUACGCCCGGAUCUGUCUCGAUUCUUUUCCGCAACGACCAUUUCUCGACUCUAUAUAAACACCCACAAUCCCACCAACUCUACACUUUGGUUACCGAUGCUGGCUAUGCAGGCCAUGCUGAAGUAGUUUGGGAGUCUCUAGUCGAUGUGACAGGGUUCAACACAGAAUAUUACUCUGGCGACUUUCGCCCCGUGGGCGCUGGUCCUUCAACCCCAUCUGGCCCCAACCAGGUCAGCCCCCGAAUAUCGAACGAGCCAGUCACUCAUCCUCCAAGUGCAAACGAAACAUCGAAUUCCCCCGAGCCGACUCAAGAACAGAGUGAUGCGGACUAUGCAUAUGCGCUCUCACUUCAAUUCCAAGAAGAAGAGCGACGCGAAAAUGCUAGGAAUGAGCAGGCUCGCGAUCGUCACACAUCUGCCUUGAGUAAUUCUUCCACUCGACCAUCUCCUUCACCUCGCAUGAGCAAUGUACCUAACCGAUCUUCGAGCGUUGCCAAUACGAUUAAUCCUCUGCCUAGACCUCAGCCACAACAUGGGCCUGAGCUUGAGGACCCAAACGCCCCUCCUCCUCCCUAUGAGCAGGCUGCCAGCGGGCCGCGCUAUUCGCCCCCUGACAGAAGAUCAUACGGCGGUGCUGCAGGAAAUCAGUACCCUGGCAGCCGGAAUUCGCGGAAUCGAACCUCACAGUAUUCUCACCGGCCGCGCCCGUCUGGGCGCGCAGGGGAUCACAAUGUAUUGGAGACAGAACGGAACAAAGAUUGCAUAGUGAUGUGA
Penicillium hordei is the source of this 2598-nucleotide messenger RNA. Its product is annotated as MINDY family deubiquitinase. Gene Ontology annotation, biological process: protein K48-linked deubiquitination. The record is from RefSeq and is a predicted model, not a curated record. Gene Ontology annotation, molecular function: K48-linked deubiquitinase activity; cysteine-type deubiquitinase activity; cysteine-type carboxypeptidase activity. The transcript has 3 exons. NCBI's taxonomy places the organism in Eukaryota, Fungi, Ascomycota, Eurotiomycetes, Eurotiales, Aspergillaceae. Gene Ontology annotation, cellular component: cytosol; cell periphery. Bases 1 to 2598 code for a protein of 865 amino acids.